Molecule: messenger RNA, 6222 nt
Organism: Hirsutella rhossiliensis
Lineage: Eukaryota; Fungi; Ascomycota; Sordariomycetes; Hypocreales; Ophiocordycipitaceae
Product: AMP-binding enzyme domain-containing protein
Exons: 5
Coding region: 1-6222 (2073 amino acids)
Biological process (GO): amino acid activation for nonribosomal peptide biosynthetic process; secondary metabolite biosynthetic process
Cellular component (GO): cytoplasm
Molecular function (GO): phosphopantetheine binding; catalytic activity
Source: RefSeq, a predicted model, not a curated record
AUGAAUCCUGAAGACAGACUAGCGGAAGUGAAUAUUGUCACGAGCGAAGACCUUGCAGAAAUAUGGACAUGGAACAGCGCCGUGCCGCUGACAGUUGAGCGAUGCGUUCACGAGAUAUUUGAAGAGCGCGCGAACUUCCAGCCUCAUGCGCCCGCCUUGGCGUGGAAGCUCGCCGAGCUGGGUGUCGGGCCACAUGAAGAAACGAUAGUGCCCUUGUGCUUCGACAAGUCGAUGUGGACAACAGUUGCAGUGCUCGCAGUGCUCAAGGCCGGAGGAGCGUUUCUGUUGCUUGACCCAUCCCUUCCUGAAUACCGCCUUCAACUUAUGGUUCAACGCGUCAAGGGAAAGUUGGUUCUAUCCUCUGUCUCUGCCCAGUCUCUCAGCUCUCGGCUCGCCAAAGAGGUUGUUACUGUCGAACCUGGGCUUUUCACCGGCCUCAAAAGCCUGAGCGAGGAGCCUAAUGGACAACUACCCCGUCAAACCCCGUCGUCUCUCAUCUUUACUACAGCGAUCAGCAACGUCUCCGGAGCUCUUGCUGCAGGCGGUUGUCUAUGUGUUCCGAAUGACCAAGACCGAAAAGAUAGGCUACCGGAGGUUAUAAGGUCUCUUCAAGCAAACUUCAUCGACCUUACCCCUUCUAUUACGCAGUUUUUGAUACCCGAGGAUGUUCCUACGCUGCAAGUCCUCGUCCUUGGUGGUGAAGCUUUGCGAGUUAGGGACGUCAAGCCUUGGUGGGGAAAAGUUCGAACCAUCCACCUGUACGGCCAAAGCGAGUGCACUUCGAAUGGCACUAUCAAUCACGACGCAUCCAGCCCCGAAAACGUUCUGUCUAUUGGCAAGGGCGCUGGUCUAGUAACUUGGAUUGUAGAUCCAGAGAAUCACAACAGCUUACUACCUCUGGGAUGCGUCGGCGAGCUUCUCUUCGAGGGACCCCUUAUUGGUGAUGGCUACCUGGGCGAUCCGGAGAGAACACAGGCGGCAUUCAUUGAGGACCCUAUCUGGCUGCUUCAGGGGUGCCCGGGUCGAUCCGGCCGGCACGGGCGACUUUACAAAACAGGUGACCUAGUACAGUACAACGAAGAUGGCAACCUCAUCUUCAUGGGACGCAAGGAUACGCAAGUCAAGAUACGCGGCCAGAGAGUUGAGCUGGGAGAAGUCGAGCACUGGGUCCAGAAUUGCAUGUUGGAUGCUGUCCAGGUUGUGGCUGAAGUGAUAAAGCCGCAAGGGGAGAAUGCAAACCGCGCGCUGGUUGCAUUUCUACAGUUGAAAAACAAAGCCCAACCCGAAGCCGUUACUGCAGCUCUCAAAGUUGACGACCUGGAGUCGGAGGAAAUCGCGGCCGAGCUGGUCCCUAUCCCUGCGGACGUCGAAGAGAAGCUAGCCGGUCAUCUGCCAAGCUACAUGGUACCAUCAGCGUUCUUCUCCUUGGGAGAGCUACCGAUGACGGCUACGGGUAAGGUGGAUCGGAAACGGCUCCGCGAGAUUGGCGGCUCGUUCUCAGUCGAGAAGCUGGCUGAGAUGCGGACGGCCGGGCAAGGGCCGAAGCGGCAGCCGACUUCCGUAGCUGAACGGUGCCUGCAGAGGAUCUGGGCCAAAGUACUAAGCAUCGGGUCAGCCAGAAUUGGGCUAGACGAUAGCUUCUUCCAUCUUGGGGGCGAUUCUAUCGCCGCAAUGAAAGCUGUGGCUGAGGCUCGCAAAGUCGGCAUCGGGCUCACGGUUGCAGACAUCUUCCGUCAUCCAAUACUAAAGAAUCUCACCAAGCAAAGCACUCUUGUUGCAGAGGGUUCCGAAGAGGAAGUCGCACCCUUUGCCCUUUUGGGUGACAAGGUUGAAGCUGCCUCUUUUCUUCGAGACGUCUCGAACCUCUUCCAUCUGGACCCGGCCAAGAUACUCGACGCAUACCCUUGCACACCCCUUCAGGAGGGCCUUGUGUCUCUAGGGUCGAAGCAUUCAGGAAACUAUGUCAUGCAGGAUAUCCUUGAACUGUCUCCCAAUGUUGCGGUCAAAGACCUGUGCACGGCAUGGGAGCAAGUGGCUCGUGCCAUGCCCAUCUUGCGCACCAGGAUUGUCCAGCACAACGAUCUCGGUCUCGUGCAGGUAGUGUUGGACGAAGAGAUUCGUUGUAUCGACGCAACUGGCUUAGACAGUUAUCUCGAAGCCGACAGGAAGCAUUCAAUGGACCUGGGCGAGUCACUCACGCGCUAUUCUCUUGUCAAAGACGAUGUGGGAAGUCCCAAGUGGUUCGUGUGGACGAUGCACCACGCAAUCUACGAUGGCUGGUCUGUACGUCUGAUCCUGGCCGCGGUACACCGGGCGUUCCAAGGCCUGUCUAUUAACCGAGGUCCUCAAGUCCAAGCAUUUAUCAAAUACAUCAAAGGACAAGACGAUGAGGAGAUACUCAACUUCUGGGUCGAGGCCCUGGCCGACUAUGAGGGCGUGCCGUUUCCAACCCUCCCGCCGUCUGUGGAUCAGCCAGCGGCAGACCAAGAAGCAGAGUACCAGUUCCCACAGCCCCGUCAAUGCCGCAAGGACAUCACAGCCUCGACCCUUAUCCGUGGUGCAUGGGCCUUGAUCGUUAGCCGGAUGUCCAAUACCGAGGAUGUCGUGUUUGGCGCCACUGUAUCCGGAAGAAACGCCCCAGUUGCCGGGAUCGACGCCAUGGUGGCACCGACAUUCGCAACGAUUCCACUGCGCGUCAAAGUCGCUGGUGACCAGAGCGUCUCGGGGUUUCUCAGGACGGUACAGCAGCAGGCAGUCGACACGAUCCCCUUUGAACAAGCAGGACUGCAUCGGAUUGCCAAGAUGUCUCCCAGCUGUCAGAAGGCGUGUAUGUUCCAGUCACUGCUUGUCAUCCAGCCGCAAGACACCAUAGGCGCCGAAGAGGUGCUUGGGUCUUGGCAAGCCACCAAGCAACGAUGGUUCAAUACAUAUGCUCUGAUGCUUGAGAUACGGCCGGCCGCGGACAAGUUCACAGUCCAUGCUAGUUUCGACUCAAGGGUUCUCGAGCCGUGGCUGGUGCACAAGAUGCUGACGCGGCUCGAUUUCGUGAUGCAGCAACUCGACUCUGCACACAGUGAGAGGCCGUUGUCAGAAAUCGCCGUGAUGACACCCCAUGACCUAGAACAGAUAUGGGAGUGGAACUGCACUGUCCCUACCGCAAUUGAGACGUGCGCUCAUCAGAUGAUUCAGGAACAGGUACUGACCCAACCAGCCGCGCCGGCCAUCUGUUCCUGGGACGGCGAGCUGUCAUAUCAGGAACUGGACCGACUUUCCUCACGCUUAGUGGACCGACUUGUCGAGCUUGGCGUUCGCCCUGACGUACUCGUUCCAUUGUGCUUCGAGAAGUCGAUGUGGACACCCGUUGCCAUGCUUGGCGUUCUCAAGGCAGGUGGAGGGUUCGUCUUACUUGAUCCCUCCCUUCCACAGCAGCGUCUGCAGACCAUUGUCGGGCAGCUCAACGCGAGCUUCAUCAUGUCUUCCCCCGCCAACUUUUCUCUGAGCUCGCGACUGUCAGAAACAGUCAUCCAGCUCGAUCCAGGGUCAAUCAGUCUCUUUGAUUCCGCUCCACAUCCCACUCCCUUGGUCCGGCCCUCACCGAAAGAUGCAAUGUUUGUGGUUUUCACAUCCGGAAGCACAGGCACGCCGAAAGGGGUGGUGCUAUCACACGUCAACUUCUGCUCUGGUCUCAAGCAUCAGCUACACCUCCUUGGCUUCACCAAAGACUCUAGGGUGUUCGAUUUUGCUUCGUACGCCUUUGAUGUUGCGAUCCAUAAUGUCGUUGCCACCCUCGUCGCAGGAGGAUGUGUAUGCAUUCCAGCCGAGGAUGAGCGCCGGGACAACAUCAGCCAGGCCAUGGUCAGAAUGGGAACCACGAUUGCCGAUCUCACACCCUCGGUGGCGCGCCUCAUAGAUCCUACCUCUGUUCCGCAGCUAGAAACUCUUAUCCUAGCUGGAGAGGCGGUUUCUGUUGACGACGUGACACGAUGGUGGGGAAAAGCUCGUGUUGUCAAUGCGUACGGACCUGCCGAAUGCAAUAUCAGCGCGAUCAAUUCGGGGCAGUCAAGCCCUGAAGAUGUCACCCACAUAGGAAAAGGAGCCGGGUUGGUGACUUGGAUUGUUGAUCCUGAGAAUCACAAUCUCCUACUCUCGCCGGGCCAUGUCGGCGAACUUCUCCUCGAGGGCCCUCUCGUUGGUCGCGGCUACCUCAACGAUCCGGAAACGACGACAAAGUCAUUCAUUGAAAACCCAACAUGGCUGGCGGAAAGCCUUUUCCCUUCCAGCCAGCCAUGCCGACAAGGCCGACUCUACAAGACAGGUGACCUGGUCCGAUACAACGAGGAUGGAAGUCUGAUGUUCAUUGGGAGGAAGGACGCGCAAGUCAAGAUCCGUGGCCAGAGAGUCGAGCUGGGGGAAGUGGAGCACUGGGUCCAGAAGUACACGGACGCAACCCAGGUUGUAGCCGAAGUCAUCUUGCUACAGGGAGCGGGUUCGGGUCCGACGCUUGUAGCGUUUCUCCAGAUCGAAGACGGACCAGAAGCUCCUGCAGUCAGCAUACUCCCCAUCUCUACGGACGUGGAGGAUAAGCUGGCUGGGCAUCUCCCGAGCUACAUGAUGCCGGCCGCGUUCCUUUCCAUGCGGCAGAUGCCCAUGACACCUACUGGAAAGACCGACCGAAGACAACUUCGCGAGAUUGGCUCGUCCUUCUCUAUCCAGAAGCUAGCCGAGGUGAAGAAGGCUCAGCAAAACGGGAGCUCGAAGCGCGAACCUACAUCGGAUGCAGAGUGGCGAAUGCAGGCGAUAUGGGCCAAGGUGCUUGGCAUCGAGCCGGGUACCAUUGGAGCAGAUGAUAGCUUCAUCCGUCUAGGAGGCAACUCAAUAUCUGCAAUGGCGGUCGUAGGCGAGGCUCGGAGGCUGGGUCUUCAGGUCGCGGUCGCGGAUAUCUUUUGCCGUCCAAAGCUUCAUCAACUCGCUAGUCAUGCGACUCUUUCGACCGGCGCCGCUUCCAGCACCAUUCCAAGCUAUCAGCAGCGUGAAGAUACGGAGCAGUCAUUUGCUCAGGAAUUUCUGUGGAACUUGGAUCAACUACAUCCCGGCCUCACAGGACACUUGAUGCCAUGGGCAGUGCGACUGCGAGGAUCGCUGCAGCUGGACGCCCUAAACACGGCACUGCUCGCGCUGGAGAGUCGUCAUGAGACACUCCGGACGACGUUUGGAUCACGAGAGGGAGUCAACAUGCAAUUCAUUCGUCCUGUCCAUCGCAAGGAGCUGAUUUCAGUUGAGAUUUCCUCGGAUGACGGGAAGGGCCUCGAGCAUGCGUUGCAACGGGAUCGGACUAGCCCAUUCAACCUGGAAACCGAGCCGGGGUGGAGGGUAACCGUGUAUCGACUCGACCAGGAGGAGCAUGUCUUGUCUAUCGUUAUGCACCAUAUUGUUUCUGACGGCUGGUCCCUUGACGUUCUUCGCCGAGAGUUGGCCACAUUUUACACGGCCGUCCUCCGCGGCCAAGACCCUCUCAUGCGCGUCAACAAUCUGCCUAUCCAAUACCGCGACUACUCUUUCUGGCAGAAGCAGCAGAGCCAGGCAAAGGCACGGCAGCGGCAGCUUGACUAUUGGACUGAUUCCCAAGAAAUCUGGAUUAAAGGCGAGCUAUAUGAUCGUCUGCAGAGGUUUCGCAGAGAGCAAGAAGUAACGCUCGCCAACCGCGACCGAUGGGAGACGCGAGAUAUAAUUGGGUCCUUUGUCAACGUGCAGUGCGUUCGAAUUAAGGUUGAAAGGGGGUCCUUCGAUGAGUUAGUCCGCCAGGUUCAGGCAACAACUAUCGCUUCCUUUGCCAAUCAGGAUAUCCCGUUCCAGCAGAUUGUCUCUAAACUAGAACCAGACAAAAACAAGUCUCGCCACCCACUAGUUCAGACCAUUUUUGCUGUUCACUCUCGCUCAGGCCCAGGCAAGUUUAUGCUAGAAGGAGUCGAAACGGAGCAAAUCCCCAUGCCCAUAACCUCGAGGUUCGAUCUCGAGUUUCAUAUUUACGAGGAGCAGCACGCAUUGCGAGGCAGUCUCAUCUUUUCAAGCGAUCUCUACCGUCCCAAAACAAUCCGCAACGUGCUGUCCGUCUUUCACGAGGUGCUGGAACGAGGUCUCGCGGACCCCGCGGCUGCAGUUGCAUCGCUACCGCUUGCCGAGGGUGACGGCUAUGAAGUAUCGUCGUUCAAUGGGGUUGGCUAA